UGUCUGUAGAUUCAACAGAUAAUAAAUACGUAACUUACAGAUCUGAGAUCUUGUUUAGGCCCAUUAAACCUUUUGGGAUAGUAUUUCUGAAAUUAUCAAUUCAGGACACAUUUGGCUUGUCUUUAUCCUGAAUAGGGAUGAUUACCAAAGGUCUCCUCCCCCAAAUGUCACGUUUGGAGAGCUGGGUACUAGUGGCCAUAGCAGACAGUCCCUUACAUACUCUAUGUGGUACUGAGCCUGGAGUUUUAUCUCCAUGUGGGGUGAAGGUAAGAAAUAGAGGUUCAUAAGGUGAUAUACUUCCAGCAACCCCCAGUGUUAGUUGUCAGAUGGCUCUGAUCCUUUUCUCUAUAGUGGAAGGCAGUAGCAGCUUGCUGGGAGGUCAGGAUGGGUACGCUUGGCCCAGUACCUUCUUAUCCCUUUCUCCUCUUCAGUGAGCUCUAUCACUUCUCCCCUUUGAUGCUUGAUGAUUUGUCUGUCUCUGUCUGUCUCUCCCUGUCUCUGUCUCUCUCUCCCCCUCUCUCCCCCUCUCCUUUCUCCCACUCCCUCCAGCAUCUUAAUAUGUACUCCUGGCUGACCUGGAACUCUCUAUAGACCAUUCUGGCCGUGAACUCUCAGAGAUCUUCCUGCCUCUGCCUCCCAAAUACUAGAAUUAAUGGCAAGCGCCACCGCACAGGGCUUUCCCUUUUCUCUUUCUGACCCCUCACCUGUCUGAGCUCUUCCUGCAUCCUCCCAGCCCUCCCAGAUCUAUGUCCUCACUUGCGGGGGUUCUCCGGUUCAGGCCACUCACCUAUCUGCUCCCAACCUGUUUUUCUGUUUUCACCUGUCUGCAUUCUGAACCCCUCUGCAUCCUUCAUUCCCUUGGUCAGUCACCCCUGUCCUCCCUUGCUCUCUGUUGCUCCUUUCCUGCCUGCCCAGUCACAAUCGCCCCCGGACGUCAGGUCAGCGUGUGCUGCUUCAGGCUCAGGACCCAUUAGGCAGGCAGCCCAGUCCCGCCUGUGGCCCGCAGCCCGAGGGAGCCGGUGGGUGUGCUGGGCGCCUUCUUGCACAGUUCUGCAUGUCCCGAGGCUAGCGAGCAGUGGCCAUGGGCACACGCGGACCCUAUGCGCUGGUGGACACCACGCCGGCCAAGACCAUCUUGGUGUACCGCAACGGGGACCAGUUCUAUGUGGGGCGUAAGUUCGUGUUCUCCCGGCGCCGCGUAGCUAACUUCGAGGCUCUGCUGGAGCAGCUGACCGAGCAGGUGGAGGUGCCCUUUGGUGUGCGGCGACUCUACACGCCCACUUAUGGCCACCGGGUGCUCGAACUGGAGUCGCUGCAGACCGGUGGCAAGUACGUGGCUGCCGGCCGGGAGCGCUUCAAGAAGCUGGACUAUAUUCAUAUAGUUCCCAGAAAACCUACAAAGAUGAGAAAGUUGAAGGAAAUCAAGCCGGUGGUACAUUGUGAUAUCAACGUGCCUUCCAGGUGGCAAACACAGAGCAGGACAUCCCGAUACAUAAAUGUGUUCACAAAUGGAAGAUUAUUUAUCCCUCCUAUAAAAAUUAUUAUACCCAAAUUCAGCCUGUCGGAUUGGAAUAGUGUGCUGGCCAUGAUUGGAGAAAAAGUCUUCCCUCUAGGAGGAGUUCGAAAAUUGUUUACAAUGGACGGACAUCUUUUGGAUGACUCAAAGAAUUUGCAAGACAAUUAUUUUUAUGUUGCUGCAGGACUGGAGUCUUUCAAAUCCAUUCCUUACUGGAAGUCCUCAUGGGUCCCCAGUGAGGUCCAGCAGAGGUUUGGAAGGAAUGAUAAAUACACACAAACCAAGAAAAGAGUGGAGUACAAAGGAAAAGAACCUCUUCAAAGUGACAGUGUACCACCUAAAAUUCAGGAUUCUGUUUAUUAUGCCAAAGAGAAAAAGCAGAUGGAUACAGAACCUUUAAUUGAAAGUGGUGCAGAAGGUGAUGUAUAUAAAGCACAGACUCCUGCCAAGGAGGCCCAAGAAGCACUGGAAGUCAAGGAAGACCCAGAUAUGAAGGUGGAGUUGCCAGUUGAUCAGGCACCGGCUGAAAUUGUUAAAGAAAUCGAUGAGAUAGGCAGUGGCAGCCCUGGCCUUGAAAGCGGCAUGUCUAUUCCAAAGACAGUUUCAGCCACCACACAGUCCGUCCUGGAAGCAGACUCCCUCUCCUCUGACUCCUCCAGUUUCGAGGAUCAGCGCUAAGCCUUUGACAGCCUCAGCCUGAAGGAGCUUUUCAGAUGAAUUUGUUAGGAUUGAGACCCUCCUUAGGCCCAGGAGUUGUGGACAAGUGUGUUCAUUUUGUUAUAUGUGUAAAAUAAAAAUAAAAAAAAAACCUAUAGAGCCAUGUGUCCGUGUGAGAGUUCUUCCUCCUGAGGACCCUGGAAUAGGUGUAGUGUGCAGUCACCCACCGCCCUGACAACUGUGCUCAGUACUGUCCCCAUCAUCAAAGCGGAAAGUUACUAACAUUCACGGAUGGGAAAAGCCCUUCUGUGAAGUAAAAAUGAAAUGGGUACUUUGUCCUUUCACAUGCUCCAACUUGUCUUCAUUGAAGGUGACUUUAAUUACACUGGGUGAGUACUAUUGCGCUCAGGUGGACUGGAAUACUCCCCAGCUUUACAAAUCACAUUUAUUCGUGCUUUUGUUUACUUACUUGUUACGUGAGGAAGUACUGUGGUGCACAUGUGGAGGUUGUGUGACAGCUUGCAUGAGUCAGUUCUCUCCGCCCAGUCUGUACACCCUGGAAAUAGAGGUCAGACCAUCAGGUUGGUGGGGAGCACCUUGAGCAGUUGCACCAUCUCACUAGCCCUGCUCUCCAGCUCGCAGUGUCCUGAUCUGUGCAGCACCACUGUUAAUAACUUGUACAGAAGCAAUGCUUUACAAGUCUGUACUACCUGAUCAUUCUGUAAAACCAGAUGUAAAGAUUUUGGAAACAUGAAUUUCCUUUUGAAAUAGAGAAGAAAAGUCUGAUUGGCAGUAUAUGCCCAGACAACAUGAUUAGGACUCUGUGGAGAAAGCCUGCAUUCCCCACCCCUCUCCAGUGGGGUCUGCAGGCCAGCUCUGUAGGGUGCCACAGAGAAAGCCUUCCACUUGGAAAUGCUAAAUUUUAUGGGACUCCAAACGUUUCCUGACAUUGAGUUGCCAAUCUUUAAUUUUUUUUUUUAAGUUUUACCUACCUUGGAGAUCCUAUAUGAAAAUUUCAGGGGCUGGAGGAAUAACUUAAAAUGUCUGCUCUGAAAGCACAAGGACUUGAGUUUAGAUCCCCAGCACCUACAUAGACACAGAGAAUGAUGGUGUGCACACUUGUCCUCGGUGAAUGUAGUGAGCGUGUGGGGUGCGGUGUGGAGCCAGGCAGAGUCUCGACGCUUCCUGGUAAAUCAUCCUAGUAAAAUAGAUGAGCCCCAGGUUUGGGAAGAUCCUGUCUUAGAAAAUAAGGUUGAGAGAAAUCUAGGAAGAUACCUUACAUUGACCUAUUGAUCUCUGAUAUUUAUAUGCAUGAGUAAACAUGUAUGUAUACCUGCACAUACCCACACAAACAUGCAUACAUUAAAACACACACACACACACACACACACACACACACACACACACACUCCCCUCUGAGAGGGAGCAUAGGAAGAACUGACUUUAAAUUUUAGAUGAUGAGAUUCUCUCUCCCCAAACACAGACUUUGUAACUUCUUGCUCAUGUUGUACUGUACAAGCUGUCUGUCCUGUCCUCUGUCAGUCCAGUUUUGACACCCUCCAUAGGUGUCUGCCAUCUUCCUAUGUUCUCCAGGUUCCCCCAUGAAGGUUGCUCUCUGCUAGUCCAGCCUUCACACCCAUCAUUGCUCCCUGCAGAGUCUGCCUUCUUUUCUCGGCUCUCUGGAUUCCCUGUGUGUGUCUCCAUGGCUCUCCAGCUAUUUACUCUUCUCAUGCCAUCCGGUCAGUCUAGCCCUUACUAGAGUUAUCUAUAUACCUGAGCUGGGCUCUAGUCAUGUCCUUGUCAUCUUCAGCACUCCUCCCAUUCCCAGGCAUGCAGAACUAACUGAUCUUGAAUCUGAUGGAGAACUUGGCAGACACCAAGUAAACUUUGAGCAGCCAGGAAAGCGGCGUGGGGCCAGUUAAAGGCAGAGUGCACUACAAUCAGGUGUUGGUCUCAAAAUUCUCUAUCACGUGUAAGGAAUGAUCAUCCCCAAAGACAUAAUGGUUUUCUAAAUGGAAAACCAGUCUUUUGUCUUUGCAAAAAAAUUAAUGAAGUUAAAACUCAACCAAAGCAAAUAAGAAAGUACUUGUGAUGUGAAUCAAUGUUUCUUAAUUUGGAAAAGCUCCUAAUGUCAUGAAUACAGUCCCAGCCCAAUAAUAGAAGGCAGAUGAGAAAAGUAGGAAGCUCGCUGAAAUGACAGCUCAAGUUCUAAUCUCCAUGUCCCAGUCCUAUUUAAGGAAGAGUGAGUAGGCAAUGUGGUGUUUGCUACUUGACCCAGGUCGAUAAUGCCCAGUGCUUAAUAAUAAUUUCUUAUAGAGUGUCCUUGCAGAGAGCUGACAAUAUUUGUGUAAAUAUAGAGACAGAAAAGCUGUAGUACUUUUUAGGUUGGCUUGUGAAUUGGUGCAGACUUUUAAAGAUUAUAUUAUAAAGGUUAAAUUAUGUAUAUGUGCAUAUUUGCAUAUGGGUUUGUACACAUGUGUAUGGUGCUCAUGAAGAGCAGAAGAGGGCACCAGAUCCUCUGGAGCAGGAGUUACACACAGUUGUGAGUAUCCCAACAUGGGUGUUGGGAACCAAAUUCUGGUCCUUUACAAGAGCAGCAAGCACUCUUAAACCCAGAGACAUCUCUCCAGCCCGUUGGUGAAGCCUUUCAGAAGUGGAAUUUUGCUUUUUAUUAGAAUUAAAUCCACACAGUCUUUCCAAGCUACCAAAAUGAUUACUAGGAAUUGCCCACAAGUAUAGUAGUUGAUAACAAGUGGUAGAGACAAAUGUGACAUUCACUCAUGUAAUUUGUGACUCUGCCAUAGAAGGAACAGAAGAGCAGUUGACAGUGAAAACUGUCAGUUGAUCUGGACGUAUGGGAGGGUGGAACUUCUCAGAGGUUAAUUAAGCAAAACCAAACCAAAGUGCAACAGAAUAGAAGGCUGUUACCUUCUUGGGGCUGUGACCAUGUGCUGGUAGAAAAACACAUGGAAGGAAGACGUUGGUGAAUCCUGCUUUCGGAGACUCUCCGCCCAUUAUGGCCUUGAAGGCAGAGCACAGUUCACAGUGGUGGGAGCACAUCGCAUGUCAGGAAGAGGAUAUAAAACUGGAACCAAGGCAGUGUGUAACCUUCUCACGUGGCCCAGUUCCUCUACAUCUAAUCUGCUAAAGCUGCCAUGGCCUCUCUAGGCAGCCACAGCAACUGGGGAGCACAUCUUCAAAACAUGAGCCUGUGGACACACUCAAACCCCACAAAACAUUUAACAAGCCAAACAUAAAAAAGUGUUUAGAAAGGGAAAAGCAUAUGCUGAGGGAAAAGGGAGGAGGAAUUAGGAAGAACAGGGCAAGCAGAUAGCAGCCUGGAGCAGGACUUAGCAUGAAAACUUGUAUUUUUGAUGAGGAAGAAUUUGAGCUGAGAACGGGAGAAAAGCCAGGGGAGGCUAAAAAUUUAUUUAUGGUACCUUUCUUCAGAUACUU
Rattus norvegicus (Norway rat) is the source of this 5629-nucleotide messenger RNA. RefSeq names its product doublecortin domain containing 2C (gene Dcdc2c). The record is from RefSeq and is a predicted model, not a curated record. Gene Ontology annotation, biological process: intracellular signal transduction. Lineage: Eukaryota; Metazoa; Chordata; Mammalia; Rodentia; Muridae. Gene Ontology annotation, cellular component: cytoplasm; motile cilium.